This is a messenger RNA of Rasamsonia emersonii CBS 393.64, 2013 nucleotides long. RefSeq lists its product as uncharacterized. The transcript has 2 exons. The record is from RefSeq and is a predicted model, not a curated record. Bases 1 to 2013 code for a protein of 670 amino acids. Gene Ontology annotation, molecular function: protein binding. NCBI's taxonomy places the organism in Eukaryota, Fungi, Ascomycota, Eurotiomycetes, Eurotiales, Trichocomaceae.
AUGUCGAGUUCUCUCGCAAGGCCGCUUGUACGUCGGAGGGAUGAUGGGCUACAACUGAGCUAUCAACUCCCGCAUCGCGUCUACGCUGCCAAACCUUAUCCUGUUCUUGCUCCUAACGGCUCUGCUAUAGUCAUCUACGGCUAUGAGAAUGGGCUCAGAAUAAUUUGGAGAGGAGGGCGGUCGUUUCUGCCUCUACAGAAGCCAGCUGUCUCCGAGAAAUCGGAGGAGAGGCAGCCCAAUGGCACCCAUGACGACGCUGUCAUGAUCAUUGAUUCCGAUGAUGAAGAGCCUGCGCCGGAACCGGCCAAGGUUGAACAACCUGCCGUGCAAUUUGAAGAUGAAGAGACAGAGGUCGAUGCAUCCCAUCCGUACGAACAGAUUCUCCGGCAUAUUGACAUACCGUUGGGAAUGAAAGUUCUCGGCGUGGCCGUCCCUUCUUUCCUCCCGGAGAAGGCGCGCUCAUCACUCGAAGCGUUCCCGCCGAUCCUGACCAAAAUGAUUGUUGUCUCUGCGAUCUGUGCGGACUCAUCAACGAGGGUUGUGGUCGUGCCGCUCACUCCUCCGCAUCCCACAAACACUGAACCUUCGACAUGGGGAAUCCAGACUCUGUCAAUGAGCGGCAGUGUAUCUCACAAUGAAAUUCCAACAGGGGUAUCCAUUACAUUCACUUGUCAGGCAGGCGGAGACGAUUCGACACGCAGCCGAUCCCAGAGGCGGGCCUCCUUUUCCAGGGUCGAAUCCGCACCGGCUCGGGACGGUGAAAAGUGGGAGCUCCUUGUCGCCACGCAUGCUGCGGAGGCGACGGGAACACUUCUUGUGUAUCGAAUUCCUGUCAUUGAACGUUCGACGCGCGGAGAGACCAGCUUCACUCUUUCGCCACAGCAUCUCCACCCUAUACAGAGACAUGCUUUACCUGCCCCGGCAAAGAGCAUUUCGUUCAACCCUUCACCAUACCCAUCGGAGCGACAUGCAAAUCUGCUUGUGGCGUUCCCGGAUGGCUACGUCAAGAUCUUGUCUUGCCUAGCCACCAAAUCUAACCGAACUUCUAGAGGCACUGACAGCGAGACAGUCGAGCCCGAAGGGAGAUGGCUGAUCACAUUGUAUCCAGGAUUUGAACAGUCUGCAGAUGGGUUUGGCCGUCGAAAAACGGUUAUUGAUGCCGCGUGGGUUCUCGCUGGAAGAGCCGUAAUGGUUCUCCUGGCUGAUGGUGAAUGGGGCGUCUGGGAUGUCGAGGGAUCAGGCCCUGGAAGCGAGCCUGGACCACUUCGCGGUCAGUCCAGUAUCCAUGGCGUUACUGGAGGGUCCUUGACUUCGUUCGCGGUCAGCGGCCGCAUUGUUGGGAACCCGCAGACGAGCAAGUCUCAGGUCGGUGGUGGCGGGCCAACGCCACCAGACCAGCGGGCCAAGUUUGCGCCAAUGACACCCUCAACACGGCGUGUUCGAGAAGAUAGCCUUUUCAAGGGCGCACAAAGUCCGUCUUCACCGUCCCUGUGUGGCGAACUAUCAGUUGUCCAGAUCAACUCAUCGCGAGAUCCCGCUCCGGAAGAGUCGAUCUUGAUCCGCCAUGGUGACCAGAUCGCUACGAUUCCCAGUCUGCUGUCGCUGUGGCGAAACGCGGUCAAGUCUACGGGAACGUUUGACGCUUCUAGCCGCUGCAGAGUGACUAACAUAGGUAAUGUACAUCUGCUAGGAGAGAGGCUGACCGGGAUCAGCCACCUGCCAGCUGCGGCCCGGAAGGAACGCGAAGCGAACCGGCGUGAAUUCGAUACUUUGAUCACUGCAGAGCACCGGUUGAUCAUUCUCGCCCCGAAGCUGACGGGAUCGGGACCGCAGCAGCAAGCGAAGACAGGGGCAGAGUUGCACGAGAAAGUGCAACAGCCUUCUGCCGAAACCGAUCAGCUGAUGCUUCGACGGGGAGAGCUGGAUGUCGACGGGAUGGACCGGGUGUUGAGCGGCAUGGCGGGGGGCAGUCGAUUCAGAAGCCCAUUGAAACGGACUCGUGUAUUCACCUAG